AUGUCUACCGAUAAAUUAAAAUCUUAUGUUGAAGAAAUAUCACCAUAUCUUACUCAAUGGUAUGUUAUUGCCUUGGGGGGAAUUUUGGUUUGGUAUAUAGGCACCAGUAUAAAGGCUUAUCAAUUUAAGCAAAAGUACGGAUGCAAAGAACCACCAUUAGUGCCUGGAGGGUUUCUCUCGAUUAAGUUGCUAUUGGACUUGUUAAAAACCAAAAGUGAGGGUACAAUGCUUGAAUAUGCAGAGCAUUUUUUCUCGCUAGUGAAGUCUCAAACAUUCAAACUUAAGUUGGCUACGGUACCAAUUAUUUUCACACAAGAUCCAGAAAAUAUAAAAGCAGUUUUGGCUACGCAAUUUAAUGAUUUUGCGUUGGGUACAAGACAUGCACACUUCAAGCCAUUAUUAGGAGAUGGUAUAUUCACUUUAGACGGAGAUGGAUGGAAAAACUCCAGACUCUUGUUGAGGCCCCAGUUUGCACGUGAACAGGUUGCUCAUGUUCAAACAUUGGAACCACAUUUGCAGACACUUGCCGAACAUAUCAGCAACAAGAAGGGAGAGACGUUUGAUAUUCAAGAGUUAUUCUUCAGGUUAACUGUUGACGCUGCCACCGAGUUUUUGUUUGGGGAAUCUGUCUACUCUUUACGUGAUGGAACGGUUAAAGACGUUGCGCCAUUAGAUUUUGAUGGUAAAUCGAGUUUUGCAGAUUCUUUUAACCUUUCUCAAUCUUAUUUGGCUUCUAGAGCUUACAGUCAGAUGUUCUACUUCUUGAUUAACAAUAAGGAGUUUAGAAAUUCCAAUACGAAGGUUCAUAAGUUCUGUAAGCAUUAUGUGGAACAAGCUUUAGCUACGUCGCAGGAUGAAUUGGACAAAAAGUCCAAGGAUGGUUACAUUUUCCUUUAUGAAUUAGUCAAGCAAACCAGAAACCCUAAGAUCUUACAGGACCAAUUAUUGAACAUUCUCUUGGCCGGUAGAGAUACUACUGCGGGUUUGUUGUCGUUUACUUUCUUCGAAUUGGCCAGAAAUCCUGAUGUGUUCGAAAAGUUGAAGAACGAAAUAUACACUCAUUUUGGAGAUGGUGCCAACCCUCGUAUUGAAACUAUAACAUUUGAAUCGUUGAAGAGAUGCGAGUACUUGAAAUUUGUUUUGAAUGAAGUGUUAAGAUUAUACCCAUCCGUGCCUAUCAACUUCAGAGUUUCAACUAAAGAUACAACUAUUCCAAGAGGCGGAGGUCCAGAUAAGCAGGACCCAGUUUAUGUUGCAAAGGGUACCACCGUAGCAUACUCUGUUUACACCACUCACAGACUCGAGCAAUACUACGGUAAAGAUUCAAGAGAAUUCAGACCUGAAAGAUGGGCUGAAAAUAAAAAAGUAGGAUGGGCUUAUGUACCAUUCAACGGUGGGCCAAGAAUUUGUUUAGGUCAACAGUUUGCAUUGACUGAAGCUUCUUAUGUUGUGGUUAGAUUAAUUCAAAUGUUCCCCAACUUGGUGUCCAGAGAUGACAGACCUUAUCCACCUAGAAAAAAUGUCCAAUUAACAAUGUGCCAUCAGGAUGGUGUUUUUAUUUCCUUAAAUAAGUAG
This is a messenger RNA of Debaryomyces hansenii CBS767, 1575 nucleotides long. RefSeq names its product cytochrome P450. The record is from RefSeq and is a predicted model, not a curated record. NCBI's taxonomy places the organism in Eukaryota, Fungi, Ascomycota, Pichiomycetes, Serinales, Debaryomycetaceae. Gene Ontology annotation, molecular function: iron ion binding; heme binding; oxidoreductase activity, acting on paired donors, with incorporation or reduction of molecular oxygen, reduced flavin or flavoprotein as one donor, and incorporation of one atom of oxygen. The coding region runs from base 1 to 1575 and encodes 524 amino acids. The transcript has a single exon.